Aethina tumida (small hive beetle) is the source of this 5158-nucleotide messenger RNA. RefSeq names its product DNA-directed RNA polymerase I subunit RPA1 (gene RpI1). Bases 151 to 5058 code for a protein of 1635 amino acids. NCBI's taxonomy places the organism in Eukaryota, Metazoa, Arthropoda, Insecta, Coleoptera, Nitidulidae. The record is from RefSeq and is a predicted model, not a curated record. Gene Ontology annotation, molecular function: DNA-directed RNA polymerase activity; DNA binding. Gene Ontology annotation, biological process: DNA-templated transcription. The transcript is spliced from 20 exons. Gene Ontology annotation, cellular component: RNA polymerase I complex.
UAGCAUGUUGUUUUUUCCUUUAAAAAACAUUGUUUUUAAACAUUUUUAACCGAUAGAAUCUUGGAGAACCUUCUGAAAUAAACGUAAAAUUAAAUUUUCCAUCAAUUACAACUUUAAUUUUGUGCUGUCGUUCAUAUUCACACCGCAAAAAUGGCCAAAACGGGUCAUAGAUUUGAUAUAUUACAUCCUAAACAUCUGAAUCCGGAGAAUUUAACGUUUUCGAUGUUCACGGCGGAGGAAAUCAAGAAAUUGAGCGUCGUUGAAAUAUUGACUCCUUUAAUGUUUGAUACCCUGGGCAAUCCUGUUCCUGGUGGUUUAUAUGAUAAAAGAUUAGGUCCUAUGAGUGAAAAAAGUGAUCCGUGUGGUGUAUGCUAUAAAAAUUCAUAUCUGUGUCCAGGACAUUUUGGUCACAUUUCUUUGCCAUUACCCUUAAUUAAUCCUUUGUUUCAUAAAAUAAUUGCGACCAUUUUAAAAAUUUCUUGCUUGUCUUGUUACAAAUUACAAAUUUCAGGACAUAUAAAAAAAUCGCUGGUGAUUAAAUUAAAGUUGUUGAAUUGUGGUUUGGUGACUGAAGCUCAGGAAGUUGAUAAUGUAAUUACAGACCUAAUUAAUCAAUUUGAAACCAUUGAAAACAUUCCAGAAGACAAGCUUGAAUGCAUUAAUAAAUAUGAAACUUUGGUUGAAAAAUAUUCCUCUGACAAUGAUUAUAAAACAUUCAAUAACAAAAACGUGGAAAUGCUAAGGAAUCAGUUUGUAAAUGGGUUGUUAAAAGAAGUGAAGUCCAGAAAAUCAUGCAUCCAUUGUAAAACUCCCAUAAAUCCAAUGAAAAUAUUGAAGAACAAAAUAAUUUUAACCACACCAAAACUAGAACAAUCUCAUGAUGCAAAUACCUCAUCACUUGCAAGCAAAUUAAAAGUGAUGGAAUCCAAAUAUGUGACACCUGAAGAAUCAAAAAGGUACAUGAGACAAAUUUGGGCAGAAGAAGAGGAGUUUUUGGGUCAUAUUUUGUCAGUUUUGAAUGGAGUUAAAUGUGAACAUCCUACUGAUGUGUUCUUUUUUGAAGUGAUCCCUGUGCCACCAACUAAUGUUCGACCUGUAAAUAUUGUUAAUGAUAGGAUCAUGGAGAAUCCCCAGACUCAAAACUACAAGCAAAUUUUGUUUGAUAUUUUAACAUUAAAGACUAUUAUAGGGUUUGUACAAAAUAAGGCGGAAAACGUUUCUGCACAAGCCAAAGAAUUGUACAAUGCUUGCAGAGGUGCAACGGCGAUUGAAAAGCUCAACAAUUGCUGGGAGGAGUUGCAGAACGACGUGAACGGUUUAUUGGACAAAGAAAACGUGCAUUCGAAGGAGGGAAACGGGUUGAAACAAAUAAUAGAAAAGAAGUCGGGAGUGAUUCGUAUGCACAUGAUGGGAAAACGUGUCAAUUACGCAGCCCGAUCCGUAAUCACGCCUGAUCCGAAUUUGAACAUCGACGAGAUCGGCAUUCCGGAGACGUUCGCUAAACACCUGACUUAUCCGGUUCCUGUGACGUCGUGGAACGUGCAGGAGAUGCGGAAGUUGAUUCAGAAUGGACCAAAUGUUCAUCCUGGGGCCACAAUGGUGGAGUUUGAGGAUGGGAAAAUUAUUAGGAUUAAUACUUCAAACGCCAUACAACAAGAGAGUAUAUUUAAGAGGCUUCUGACUCCAGAUAAAGACACAGCUUUUAAGGGAGUUAAAAUUGUGCACAGACAUUUACAAAACGGAGACGUUUUAUUAUUGAAUCGACAACCAACUUUACACAAGCCCUCAAUUAUGGCACACAAAGCUCGUAUCUUAAAAGGAGAGAAAACUUUACGUUUGCACUAUGCAAAUUGCAAAGCUUACAAUGCUGAUUUUGAUGGGGACGAAAUGAAUGCCCAUUUUCCGCAAAACGAAUUGGCAAGAAGUGAAGGAUACAAUUUAGCAAAUGUAAGCAAUCAAUAUUUGGUACCUAAAGAUGGAAGUCCGUUGAGCGGUCUCAUUCAGGAUCACAUGAUUGCCGGAAUGAAAAUAUCGGUCAGAGGACGAUUUUUCAACAGAAUGGAUUAUCAACAGCUGGUUUACCAAGCUCUGGCGUACAAAACCUCAAAAAUAAAACUUUUAAAGCCUGCCAUUUUAAAACCCGUCGAGCUGUAUUCGGGAAAACAAAUACUUUCAACUAUACUUUUAAACAUAAUACCAAAAGAUAUGGAGCCAUUAAACAUGACGUCCACCACUAAAAUCCCAGCCAAAGCGUGGGAAAACGCGACUCCGAGGAAAUGGAAGGCGGGCGGAACGCCGCACAAGCACCCGAACGACAUGACCGAAGCCGAAGUGGUGAUCAGACAGGGCGAAUUGCUGGUAGGAGUGUUGGAUAAAACGCAUUACGGAGCGACCGCCUACGGUUUGGUGCACUGCAUUUACGAACUGUACGGCGGCACUUACGCCAUCAGAUUGUUGAGCUGUCUGGCCAAAUUGUUCACCGGCUUUUUGCAACGCGAAGGUUUCACUCUGGGAGUCAAAGAUAUAUUGACCGUGGCGGAGGCUGACGAAAUACGUACAGAGAUCAUUAAAAGAUCUAGGAAAAUCGGUAAGGAAACGAUAACUGCGGCGUUAAGUUUACCGGUCGGCACCAAACAGGAGGAUAUCGUUAAGAAAAUUGAGGAACAAACGGCCACGAAUCCCAAAAUAAGGGCCACAAUCGACAGGCAAUACAAAAGUGCUCUGGAUUCCUACACGAACGACAUUAACAAGGCCUGUUUACCGGCCGGUUUGAUCACGAAAUUCCCCCACAACAACCUCCAACUGAUGGUCCAAUCCGGUGCGAAGGGUUCCACCGUGAACACGAUGCAAAUCUCGUGCCUACUCGGCCAAAUCGAGUUGGAGGGUAAACGUCCGCCGGUGAUGAUCUCGGGCAAGUCCCUGCCCAGCUUUCCGGAAUUCGAGUUUUCGCCUCGCGCUGGCGGUUUCAUAGACGGCAGGUUCAUGACCGGUAUCCAACCGCAGGAGUUCUUCUUCCAUUGCAUGGCGGGGCGUGAGGGGUUGAUCGAUACCGCCGUCAAGACGUCGAGAAGUGGUUAUCUUCAAAGGUGUCUGAUCAAGCAUUUGGAAGGUCUGCAUGUCGGUUACGACAUGACUGUGAGAGACAGCGACAAAAGUGUCGUGCAGUUCAUGUAUGGCGAGGACGGAAUGGAAAUUAGCAAGGCUCAGUUUUUAAAUGAGAAACAGUUGGGAUUUUUGAAUGAAAACAAAAAAGUUUUGAAUGAUAAAAAAUUAAUUAAAACUUUAGAAAAAGAUCCGGUUGUGCAACAAGUACAACAGCACCACGACAAGUUAAAGGCAUGGAGGGAGACGUUUGGCAAUCCGAACGUGAAACAUAAAACCAGCGCAUUUCCGCUCUUCACCAAAGCGGUGAAAGCUAAAAUGAACUUAAGCAGGGACAAGUUGAUGAAGUUGUGGCGUGAAGCUGACGAUGACCUUAAACAAUCUUUUAGGAAACAAUGUGAACCUUGCCCGGACCCGUUGAAUUCGUUGUACCAGGCAGACAGUCACUACGGGUCCAUAAACGAACGAAUGGAAGAGUUGAUCGACAAAUUUAAUACCAAAAAUCUGAAGAAAAAGGAUAAGAAAACGUUCGAGAACAUUUUAAAACUGAAAACAAUGCAAAGCUACUGUUCCGCUGGUGAACCAGUCGGUUUAUUGGCUGCACAAUCAAUUGGAGAGCCCUCAACUCAAAUGACAUUGAACACCUUCCAUUUCGCUGGAAGAGGUGACAUGAACGUAACUCUCGGUAUUCCUAGGCUACGAGAAAUCCUAAUGAUGGCAUCGAAAAGCAUUAAAACUCCAUCCAUGGAAGUACCUUUCCUCCAAGUUCCAAAUCUGGAGAAAAGAGCUGAAGAACUACGCCAAAUUUUGACCAGAGUUGUGGUCAGUGAUGUUUUGGAGUACAUUGACGUCACUUCUACGCUCACCAUUCAACCGCAAAGGGAGUUCACAUAUACGGUGAGGUUCAAUUUCCUGCCUAGAGAAUGUUACAAGUCGGAGUUCUGCGUGAAGCCCAAGCAGAUAUUGAAGCACAUGCGGAAACGUUUCUUCGCCGAAAUGUUCACCGCCAUCAUGAAGUAUUCGAAGAUCAAAUCGAAUUUGGUGAUGAUGGAGGAGGAGAAGAAACCGCAAAACACGGAGGACAGCGAUGAUGAAUCAACCGAUAAAAAAUCGAAAGGUCAAAAGGACGAGGACAGUUCGGAUGAAGAGGUGGAGGACUCGGAGGACGCGAAAAUGACCAUGAAACACGAACAGGAGCGCGAGGAUCAAGAGCCCGAUGUGGAAGAACGGGAAAUCGAAAGCGACGAAGAGGAAGGCGAGAGUAAAAACGAUUUAAACAAAAAAGACGACGAAGAGUCUAAAAUUGUUGGGGCCUUUAAUUACGCCCAAAACUACAAGGAGGACAAAAAGGAUCAUUUGUGGUGUGAAAUCACGUUCGCCUUGCCGUUAAAGUUUAAAAAGCUGGAUUUGACCUACAUUCUGAAAGAAGUUGCUUCGAAAUCGGUGAUCUGGGAAACGUCACAAAUCAGGCGGGCAAUAACUUACAUGAAAGAUGACGUUCUGACCCUCAGGACAGACGGUAUAAAUAUCGUGGAGAUGUUCAAGUACAACAAACUGUUAAAUCUGAACAAAAUGUACUGCAACGACAUUCAUAAAAUGGCCGAGACCUAUGGGAUAGAAGCAGCUGCUAAAAUUAUAGUAAAAGAAGUUAAGGACGUGUUCAACGUGUAUGGCAUCAAAGUGGAUCCUAGACAUUUAUCUUUGAUUGCUGAUUAUAUGACUUACAAUGGUACUUACGAACCUUUGAGCAGAAAAGGAAUGGAAAGUAGUGCGUCUCCGCUUCAACAGAUGAGUUUCGAGUCUUCUUUGACGUUCCUAAAAGCUGCGUGUGCCAGAGGUAAACAAGACACUUUACAAACUCCUUCCAGCUGUCUGAUGGUGGGAAAACCUUGUAACACAGGAACUGGUUGUUUCACCUUAAACUACAAGCUUCCGUCAACUUUAAUUAAAAGUUAAUGAAUAUAUAAUAUAUAAUUCAGCAUUCAACGUAUUACAUAUAAUUAAUAAAACACAUAUUUUUAUUAUUAAGAAUAAAAGACAAAGAUUUAAAAAUGCA